AUGAGCGACAACGACCAGGCUGGAGAGUCGUCCAAGGCCGCGAUCCCACCACACAAUGACGGCCCAAGCGAACGCAGCAAGUACGAGAAGAACUGGGAGCUAGACACCAAACAUGUCGAGCUCUACAAAGAGAAAGAUAAAGUGUACGUCAGAGGAGCUCGUGGGGUGGACCCCAAGCCUUACAAGAUCUACAAGGUCCUUGGCGAGGCGCAGUACAACCUCUCGCGAGACGGCAAAUGCGACGGAAAGGUGUAUAGGCAGGAGGACAUACAGACAAUACCUUGA
Letharia columbiana is the source of this 285-nucleotide messenger RNA. RefSeq lists its product as uncharacterized. Lineage: Eukaryota; Fungi; Ascomycota; Lecanoromycetes; Lecanorales; Parmeliaceae. The record is from RefSeq and is a predicted model, not a curated record. The transcript has 3 exons. The coding region runs from base 1 to 285 and encodes 94 amino acids.